Molecule: messenger RNA, 273 nt
Organism: Phycomyces blakesleeanus NRRL 1555(-)
Lineage: Eukaryota; Fungi; Mucoromycota; Mucoromycetes; Mucorales; Phycomycetaceae
Exons: 2
Coding region: 1-273 (90 amino acids)
Biological process (GO): protein retention in Golgi apparatus; retrograde transport, endosome to Golgi
Cellular component (GO): endosome
Molecular function (GO): phosphatidylinositol binding
Source: RefSeq, a predicted model, not a curated record
AUGAAACAGUCAGAGUCAUUGGAAAUCCCAAAGAGCGGGAUCCGUCCGUACUUUGAAGUAACUGUUGAGGACCCUCAAAAAGUUGGCGACGCAAUUAAUGCACACAUCGUAUAUAAAGUCAAAACAAAGACAAACUCUCCUGUGUUUCGAUCACCAGAAUGUGUGGUCGCAAGACGUUACCGAGAUUUCCUUUGGCUUUAUAACCAACUCACACUUGGCAAUCCAGGUGUUGUAGUCCCACCUGUUCCAGAAAAACAUGCCCUUGGUAAAUGA